ACGAACCUCCCUUUCAUUUCAGCGUUUCCAAACCAAAGGAAACUCUCGUGCGCUUUCCCCCUCUGUCUUCACCACUCUUUUCUUUAACAGGUAAAAAUUAAUUCAUCAGGACGUUCCUGUUUCCAAAUAAGUAAAUAAUAAUGAUAAUAAUAAUUUAGGACCGUUUAAAACCCCGUCCUAACAAUAAUAACACAGUCUUGAGUAUUGUAGGUAGAGAAAUGGAAGUUGAGGCGGCGAAAGCGCUGAAACCGAGCUUGCGGACAGAGUUUAUUUUCCCGCAAGCAAUUUGCGACGAGAUUUUGUGCCUGAACGCAAACAACAUUGUUGUGAGUGAAGAUUUCUCCGUGGACGACCUGCUUGACUUCUCCAACGGCGAAGUCCAAGUUGGGAAAGAAAUUGACGACUACGAAGAAGAGGAAGACGAAGAAAAAGACAGCACCACCUCUCAGUCACAGGACCCAACAGAAGACGACAGCAACUCCAAUUCUACCGCCGGCGCCGCCGACUCUGACUCCGUUUUCGCCGGCGAGUUGUCUGUUCCGGCUGAUGACGUGGCGGACCUGGAGUGGGUUUCUCACUUUGUGGACGAUUCUCUCCCGGAGCUCUCUCUAUUGUACCCGGUUCGUUCCGAGCAAACAAGAGAACAGGCCGAACCGGAACCUAGACCGGGCUCAGCGCAGGCCUCGUUUAAUCACUCAGCAGUCCCCAGCAAGCCCAGAACCAGAAAGACUAGAAAGCCCAUAUCUCGUGUCUGGUCCUUUAACGCCUCGCUCUCGCCGCCGUCUUUGUGUUCUUCAGUGUUGGAUGGCUCCGUCCCGAGGAAGGAGUUUGGCGAGCCGCCGGCUAAGAAGCAGAAGAAAAAGGCCGAGGCCCAGAGCAGUGGGGCCCAGUUGCAGCGACGGUGCAACCACUGUCAGGUGCAGAAAACGCCACAGUGGAGAACCGGCCCACUGGGCCCAAAAACACUCUGCAACGCUUGCGGGGUUCGGUACAAGUCCGGCCGACUUUUUCCUGAGUAUAGACCGGCAUGUAGCCCCACUUUCUCUGGCGAUAUUCACUCGAAUAGUCAUCGUAAAGUGUUGGAGAUGAGGCGGAGAAAGGAGAUGAAUGGACCGGAGACCGAUUCGGACCGGGUUCAAAUGGUUCCGAGUUGCUGAAUUUUGUCCAAUAGGUUAGACUAGGUAUACAUGAACCAAACGGUCUGAACCGGGUUGAUAUUUGUAGCAUAGUUUAGUGAUUAGUGAUUUUAAUUAGUGGAAGUCAGCUAGGGAGGUAACGGAAAUUAGGAAGGCAUUAAUUGUUUGUAUCCCAAUUUUCCUAUGGUAGUUAAUUUAUUUAAUGAAAUAUAGUUAAGCCGAGGUCUUGGCCAU
This is a messenger RNA of Abrus precatorius (Indian licorice), 1370 nucleotides long. Its product is annotated as GATA transcription factor 7-like. Gene Ontology annotation, cellular component: nucleus. The coding region runs from base 219 to 1157 and encodes 312 amino acids. Lineage: Eukaryota; Viridiplantae; Streptophyta; Magnoliopsida; Fabales; Fabaceae. Gene Ontology annotation, molecular function: zinc ion binding; sequence-specific DNA binding. Gene Ontology annotation, biological process: positive regulation of DNA-templated transcription. The transcript is spliced from 2 exons. The record is from RefSeq and is a predicted model, not a curated record.